Molecule: messenger RNA, 5526 nt
Organism: Plasmodium berghei ANKA
Lineage: Eukaryota; Apicomplexa; Aconoidasida; Haemosporida; Plasmodiidae
Product: AT-rich interactive domain-containing protein, putative
Exons: 3
Coding region: 1-5526 (1841 amino acids)
Molecular function (GO): DNA binding
Source: RefSeq, a predicted model, not a curated record
AUGGAAAAAGAAGAAUUUUAUAGAAAAUAUGAAGAAUAUUAUGGUGGAAACAUAAAUGAGAUUCCUUAUUUGUUGGAAGGAAAAGAUAUAUGGUUAUAUGAUUUAUAUUUAAGUGUGUUAAAACAUGGUGGAUAUUCGUGUGUAAGUCGAAAUGCGAAAUGGUUAAAAAUUGGAAAAGAGUUUGGGCUAAUAAAUAAAGAAAAAAAUAUUAGAUUAAUAGAAAUAAAAAAUAUUAAAGAGUAUUAUUUAAAUUAUCUUAGAGAAUUUGAAAGGAUACAUGAUAAUUUAAAAAAAGGGAAAAUAUUAACAAAAAAAUAUAGGUGUCGUGUUGGAAUAAAUAAUAUUGAUGUAAAAAAUAAAAAGAAAUCAGUAGUAAAUAGCAACGGAAAUAAUAUAGCAAUAUCUUCUAAAGGGAUCAAUAAUAAAAGGAGUGUUCCAAAUAGUGGGAAAAGUAAUACAAAUAUAAUAAUUGAUGGUUCUCGUUUUGAUGGAGUUAAUAAAGAUUCUUUUUUUGUUAAAGAUGAAAUAUUUAGGGUAGAAAACGGUUUAACUAUUGAUAAAAAUAAAAUUAAUAUUGAAAAUGAAAUGUCUACUUUGAAUUAUCCCACUAAUAAUAAUCUUAAUAACAAUAUAGAGGUAAAUUGUAAAGCAAAAAAAGAAGUAUAUCAUGAUAGCUAUACUAAAGAGAGUCGAAAAAAUGAAGGAAAAUAUAAGAAAAACCGAAGAAAUACUAUUUUUAGAAAUUGCAAUAAUAUUGGAGUGGAAAUUAAUAAUGGUAAUAAUAAUGAUAUCGUUCGAGGGAUUGAAAUUGAUAACAUUCAAAAUAAUGAAGAGAUAGGUAGAUAUAGCGAUGAUAUACAAGUGAAAAAAGGAAAAAUAAAUAAUAAUAAUAAUAAUAACAAAGAAAUAGAAGAUCAAAUAAUUAAUAAUGAAAAUUUUGUGAAUAUAAAUAACAUGUCUUGUUAUAAUUUUACAUAUAAUACGAUAAAUAAUUAUCAAAAUAAUUUAAAUUACAUGAAUUAUUUAAAUAUAACUAAUUAUGGUGACAAUAGAUAUAUAGGAAAUUCCGAUUACAACAAUAAUAUAUAUUCCUCCAAUUUUAAUAAUAGUUCUAUUUUUAAUAGUCAUAUAAAAAAUGAAAAUUAUAUUAGUAAAUGUGAAAAUAGUAAUUAUAUAGGAAUAUCCUAUAUUAAUAAUAAUUUUGUUGAUGCUAACUGUUCAACAUUGAAGUUUCUAAACGAAAAUAAUUAUAGUGAAUAUAAUGAUUCUCCAAUUAUUAGUAUAGGAAAUAAUACCUUCCCGACAAAUGUAGGAUAUAUGAAUUAUGGAUUUUUAAAUGAAAAUUCUAAAAAUAAUAAUAUCGGUAAUAAUUAUAACAACUUAAAUGGUGGGCUUUUAAAUAAUAAUCUUUAUGUUGAUAAUAUUGGAAAUUACAUGAACAAUGAAAGUUAUGAGAAUAAUAUAAACGAUUUGAAGAAUGGUGUAAAUGUAAUUUAUGAACAAGGGAAAAAUAUUACAAAUAAUGUGAAAGAAACAGAUAACCAUAAAUAUAAUUUCGAAAAUAAUAAAGAUAUGAUUUUGUCUAAAAUUGAAAAUGAAAAAUGUAUAGAUAUAUAUAGAUUACUAUUGGGAUUAUAUAAAAGAAAAGAAAAUGUUGGUGAUUUUAUAUUAUGCCUAAAUAUACUUUAUUCAAUAUCAAAAAUGGAAAAUAUAAUUUCAAAAAAACAAACUCGUAUUGUUAUAUGGUCACUUUUGCAUGUGUUAGAAGAUAUACUUAAAAUAUUCUACGAUGGAUUUAAUAGUAAAAAACGAUCAGUAUAUAUUUUGAUGUUUUUUUUUAAAGAUAGUUUAUUAAGAAACAAAUCAAUCGAAAAAAGAGAAAGAAAUAUAAUUUCAAAUAUGAAAAGUGACAGUAGUCAAUAUAUUUUGGAGCAAACUCUGAAAGACAGCUCUAAUAUGGCAAAUUCGAAAAAGAAGAAAAUUGAAGGUGAAAAAUGUGAAUCAGAAAAGAGAAAUGAAAAAAACCCUAGAUUGAACAAUAACAAUAUUUUAGCUAACAUUUUAUUUUUAAACAAAAAAAUAGAAAUAAGGGAAAUGCUCGAUUUGCAUUUAUCUUACUAUGAAUAUUGUAUAGAAAAAAAAAAAAAAAUUAAGCGAAUAUAUGAGCUAGGAGAGAAAUGGACUGAACAAAAGGAUAAACGAAAAAAAAUAAAUAAAAAUUUUGAUGAAAAAAAUGAAGUAUGUGCUGAAAAUAUUCGUAACAAUACAGACUCAUCAACAAGUUCCUAUUAUUGCAGUAGUGUCCAUAGUACAGACAUAGAAAAUAUGAAUAUGAUUCUAAGAAAUAAAGAUAGACACGAUUUGAAUUGUAGCUAUUUUUAUAAAGAUAAAAAAUAUGUGAAAAAUAUUUUAACAAAAAAGAGCUCCGUUGACUUUGUUUUUAUCAUUUUGUAUAUACUGAAUAAUAUGUUUCAAAUUAGUAAAUAUAAUUUGCAUUUUUUCAAUAUGUCAGCAAAUUAUAAAGAAAAAGAUAAUGAACAUGUUUGUGAUAUAGAUAAAAAUAAAAAAACAGCCGAAAAUUGGAAUGUAUCGAAAAAUAAAAAUGAAAUGGACACUAUGCUUACACCUUUGAAUGAAGAAAAUAAAAAUAUUUUGAAAAAAGAAGAAUUGUUAAAUAAUCAAAUUCCAAAAAAUGAUUUUUAUGAUGUAAGUUCAUCAGAUGUGUCAUCAUCGAUUUGUAGUAUGAAUAGUUGCAUAAAUACUGAUAUAAAUUUAUUUUCCUCGUUGAAAAGUGGAGGGAAUAUUACAGUAAAUAAUAGUAAAGAUAUAUUAUAUUAUAAAAAUAAUAACAAUAUGAAUGAAUAUGAAAAGUCUGAGUUUGAAAAAAAUAGAUAUAGUUUGUAUAAACCUAGUUAUAAUAAAGUUGAUGGUCAAGAUAGUUGGAAAUUAAUUGAUUCCGAAAUAAAAGAAGGAAAUAAAACUAAAAAAUAUGAUAUAAAAAAUAGUGAAGGAGAUAAUGUUUGUACAGAAGAUUGUGAGGAAAAUCAUUUGCCAAAAUUGCCAUGUGAUGAUACUGAAAACUGGGGUAAUAAUGUAGAAAUUUUAAAUAUUAAGAAUAAUAAAACUGGGACAGAAAAUGAAUCCGAAAAAUGUGCGUUAAAAAUUGAUUCCACGAAUUUGAAUAAUAACAAUAGGAGUAGUAUAGACAAUUCUAAGGAGACAAAUAAGGUAAAUAAAAAUAAGAAGGAAGUUAGAGAAAUAUACAAAAAUCUACAAAAUGAAAUGUAUAAGGAUAUGAAAAAAUUAUUUAUUAAAAAAAAAAGAAAAGAAACGAAAUAUAAAUUAAUACAUUAUUUUUAUUUAAGUAAAUUUCUUAGUAUAUUUGAAACAAUAUUUUUAAAAAAUUUUGAAAAUAUAAUAUAUCAUGAAAAGGUUAUUGAAAAUGUAUAUAUUAAUAUGUUUAUUUGUAUCGAUAUAAUAAAUAAGGAGUUGGGGACAAAUAUUUCGUUAAAAUAUAUUUUUUUUCCAUCACAGUAUUUAGAAAAAAUGAACAAAAUGAAAAUUGUUGCCCAUUUUUCUUCGGAUAACAAAUUUUAUUUAUUUUCAAAUCAAGAAAAUCGAAAAAAUAAUAAGCCAAAAAAAAAUGAUGAGAUGCAUAAAGAUGAUUUUGGAAAAGACAAUAAAAAUGAAUCUAUUAACUGCGGAAAAAUAAAUAUAGAACCGUUUUCUAAAUUUGUAAGCAAAGAUGAAAAUUCAGAAAAUAGAGGAAAUGAAAGAUGUGGAGAAAAUCGAAAUAAUCUUGAUGAUAAUAUGAAAGAUGAAAUUCGAAGAGGACAAGAAGAAAAGGAUAAUGGUAAUGUAAAUAUGAAAAGUGUUAACAUUGCAGAAAAGGAUGGAGUGAAAAUAAAUGGGAAUAAUAAUAAAGAAAUGGAUGGAAAUAAAUAUAAAAAAAAAAUGAGAAAAUUAUUUUUAAAAAUAUUUCGAAAAAAUAAUAGAAAAUAUAAUAUUUAUAAAAAAAUAGAUGAUAAAUAUUUAAAGGAGCAUUAUAAUUAUUUCGAAAGUUUUUGUUGUAAAGAGAAAGAAAAAAUGGAAAAAGACAUUUUGUUAAAUUUACAUGGAAUUACAAAAAAUAUAUUAUUAAAAAUAUAUAAAAGAGUUAACAAAUAUUUAAAUAUUGGAAUGUUAUCAUUAAAUAUAUUAGCACAUAUAUUGUAUUUAAUUCCUAAAAAGUUGUUUUAUGUGUCUAUUAUUCCAUGGAUAUUAAAUAAUAUUAUAAAUGUAAAAUGUUGUUAUACUUAUGUGAAUAUACCUUUAUGUAUUUUAAAUUAUAAUGGAUUUAUAUUUUUAGAAACAUUUAUGAAAUUUAUAAUUCAAAUGAUUAGAAAUAACAUGCUAUCAAUUAAAUCAUAUAUUUUUUCAUUCCUUCGUUUAUCCUCUUUUCCGUUAUAUAUUUAUAUACACUUUGACAUUCCAUUGUCUCAUAAUCUGAUUUUAACCUCUUUGUGUUUAAUAUAUAAGUUAGUUACUUAUGAUCCCGAUUAUUUGGCAACGGGACUUAUUAUAGAAAGAGAGUUUCAGAAUGAAGCCUCAUCUGUUUUCUACGAUAAAGGGAUUGAAGUAGAAAAUAACAAUGAAGAUAAUAUUUAUAUUAAAAAUAAUUCCAAAAAAAGAAAAAUUGUUCAAACAAAAUAUGUUAGUAGUAAUACUAGUCCAUUUGAAAACAUAACAAAUGAUUCAUUCCAAAUUUGUGAAUCUAUUAGUAAUGAGAGAUCAGUAAAAUGUGAAUUUAAUACAAAUAAAAAUACAGAAAAAGAAAGAAAAAAUGAAAAAAGAGAAGGAACAAAAAAUUAUGAUCAAGAUAAUAUUAGCGGAAAAAGAAAUGAACUACUAGAGAAAACAUUUUUAAAAACACUUUUUUUAUUUUUAAAAAAAUUUAUUUAUUUUAAAAGUAUUUUGAAUUGUGCUAAUAUAAAUGAUAUAGACGAAAUGGUAGUAGAUAGUAAAAGAGUUCAAGAUAUUUUAAAUAACUGGAACUUAAAUAAUAAAGAUGUAAAAUUUAGGAACAGCGAACAUUAUACUUCUAAUGUUGAAAAGAAAAUAUUUUAUUUACAUGAUAAUUUAAUUAUAUAUGCUAAGGAAAACAAAAUAAAUUCAAAUUGUGUUAAGGAUAUAAAAACAUGUUAUAAUAUAAUAAACCGUUAUAGAAACCAAUACAAUACAACUAGCAACUAUUCAUAUGAAUAUAUGGCAUCCAAUAACCCUGAAACACAAAAACUCAGUAUUUAUGCUCAUUCGAUAAUAUCUAUACUUUUAUUUUUAUCGUCUCACCACAAUUUAUGGGAAUCUUUAUCUCCUUAUAUUCCAUUGUUAGUUCAUAUGGCACUAAUUCGAACAGACGUCAGCUCGUCCUUGUGGAUAGUACUAAAAGAAUACUACUUCCGAAAUUUUAUGAGACAAAAAAGAAGCCCCCAAAAAUGUAGGAAAUAUUAUAACUCAAAGGUUGUGGAAAUAGAAAAAGUAAAGUGA